CCUAAAUUUACCCUGUAUAUAGCAGUUCCAUCCUCAGGGUUAUUCAAAUGAACAUACAUAGCACUCUGUCUUCCCCUGCUAACUUCAAUCUUCUUUUCCUUGUUCAAUUUUCAUGGCUAAUUACAGCAUUCUCUCUCGCGAAGAAUCCACGGGGGCCACCGCCGGCAGGGCUAUGAAGCCCAAAUCCCCCACAGCUACCGAUUUACUGGAAAUUCAUGGGCACAGGGGCAUCCUCCGAUCAUCGGAAAACAGGGGCACCCACUCUGUUUUCGUUCAGCUGGUGGCGGCCGUUAGCUUUCUACUGAUCAUCAACAUUCCGGCAGACGCCGCCGCCGUUCCGGCGGUGUUCAUCUUCGGAGAUUCACUUGUUGAUACAGGGAACAACAACUACAUCGUCAGUGUCGCGAAGAGCGACUUCCCGCCUUACGGGAGAGACUUCCCCGGCGGGACAGCCACCGGAAGGUUCGGCAACGGAAGGAUCUUACCUGACUUCAUAGCUGGUGAAAUUUUCGGUGUCAAGAAUUUGUUGCCUCCUUACAAAGAUCCAACCUUGCAAAUGCAAGACCUCCUCACCGGCGUCUCGUUCGGUUCCGCGGGUGCGGGUUAUGACCCUCUCACCUCCACACUAACGACCGCUACAAACAUAAAGGAUCAGCUGGAGAUGUACAGAGAAUACAGGAGCAAGAUCAAUGCAAGCGCGGGGAAAGAAAGAGCAGACGAGAUCAUAUCCACAAGUCCACACAUCAUCGUGCUAGGGACCAACGACGUCGGCAUCCGAAUCAGGCGAGCUCAAUACGACUCGAAUGCGUACACUGAUAUGCUCGUCGGAUUUGCUCUGGAUGUGAUCAAGGAACUCUACGGGCUCGGCGCAAGGAGAAUUGGGGUGGUGGGUGCGGUUCCAAUAGGCUGCGUUCCGCUCCAGAGGGUAGUUUUCGGUGGCGGGUUAAACUGCUCCGAAGAUUCGAAUGAAGCUGCUAAGCUCUUCAACUCCAAGCUCUCUCCCGCGGUUUCUUCGCUGAAUCGACAGCUUCCAGCAGGAGCGAAGAUCGUCUACUUCGACAUCUUCAGCCCUGUUCUGUCCCUCAUACAAAACCCAGCUCCACAUGGGUUUGAAGAGGCUACAAGAGGUUGCUGUGGGACUGGAAACGUUGAGCUUGGGAUCUUCUGUCUUGUUCCAGGUACCUGCACUGAUGCCAACAAGUACGUGUUUUGGGACAGUGUCCAUCCCGUCGAGAAAGCCGCCGGAAUCAUCGCCGUUGGAGAUUCUUUCGUUGAUACGGGGAACAACAACUACGUCGUCACCAUUGCCAAGAGCAACUUCCCGCCUUACGGGAGAGACUUCCCCGGCGAGACGCCCACCGGAAGGUUCAGCAAUGGAAGGCUCAUCCCUGACUUCCUAGCUAAAACAUUGGGUGUGAAGAACCUGUUGCCACCUUAUAAGGAUCCGACCCUGAAGCUGGAAGACCUCCGCACUGGUGUCUCAUUUGGUUCCGCUGGUGCUGGUUACGACCCUCUCACCUCCGGACAAAGAGGAUCGAUAACAAUAGAGGAUCAGCUGGAGAUGUACAGAGAAUACAAGAGCAAGAUCAACGCAAGCGCGGGGACAGAAAUAGCAGACAAGAUCAUUUCCACGAGUCCCCACUUCAUCCUGCUAGGGACCAACGACAUUUCCAACACAAUCAGGAGAGCUCAAUACGACUCCAAUACGUACACCGACAUACUCGUCGAGUUAGCUCUGGAUGUAGUCAAGAAACUCCACGGGCUCGGCGCGAGGAGAAUCGGGGUGGUGGGUGCGGCUCCAAUAGGUUGCGUCCCGCUCCAGAGGAUACUUGGUGGUGGGUUACUCGAGCGGCACUGCAACGAGGAGCUGAACGAAGCUGCUAAGCUCUUCAACUCCAAGCUCUCUCCGGCGAUUUCAACACUGAAUCAACAGCUUCCAGGAGCGAAGAUCGUCUACUUCGACAUCUUCACCCCUGCGCUUUCCCUCAUUCAAAACCCAGCUCCGUAUGGGAUCGUGGAGGUGACGAGAGGAUGCUGUGGGACGGGAACCAUUGAGCUUGGGAUACUCUGUGUUGUUCCAGGUACCUGCCCUGAUGCCACCAAGUAUCUUUUCUGGGAUAGUGUUCAUCCAGGGGAGAAAGCUUCACGAAUCAUAAGUGAUGGAACCUUUGAUUCUGCAAGUUUAAGCACGCUGUUAGGUUGAUCUUAAAAGUGUAGAAGCAGUUGAGACUCGAGAGGGACAAGUUGAUGAUUCGUGUGGUACAUAAUCGGACGAAUUCAUGUUCUGAGUGUAUAAUGAUGGAUUUAUUGUUUCUAUAUCAACAUAUUGUGAAUCUUACAUGAUAGAGUGAGAUUGGGUUUGUUUUAAUGAGAUAUACAACAAUAUCGAUCAAUGGUGGUUGAUGUGUAAAAAUUAGGAU
Molecule: messenger RNA, 2420 nt
Organism: Linum tenue
Lineage: Eukaryota; Viridiplantae; Streptophyta; Magnoliopsida; Malpighiales; Linaceae
Source: the annotation of a GenBank genome assembly